CAGAGAAUGACUGCGAAUGAACCCUUUUUGGGCUUGUCGGGCUUCUGUAGGAGAUCCCCUUUCCCCUGUCGCUUCUCCUCACAGUCACACCAUGGGUCCUUCCUCCAACUAUAUUUCGAUGUCUUUGUGUUAGGUUUCUGUUGCUUUGCGAUUAACGGUCUUCGUCUGGAUUUCGUUAACUCAUCUGGACACAAUGUUCACCUCCACUGGCUCUCGGGGCCUUUACAAGGCUCCCCUGUCUAAAGGCCUCCUGCUGGUUCUCAAUGGGCUGACUGUGAUGCUCACCCUGCUGCCACAGUACCAAGAACUGUUCGUAUACAACCUGCAGGCUGUCACACAGCAGCAUCAGGUCUGGAGGUUGUUGUGUGGCAGGCUGGUGUGUCUAGACAUCAAGGACUCCUUCUGUAGCAGCCUGCUCAUUUACAACUUUCGAGUCUUUGAGAGGAGGUUUGGCACCAGGAAGUUUGCCUCCUUCCUUUUGGGCACUUGGUGUCUCUCUGCGCUGAUGGACUUCCUGCUGGCCCAGGCUUUCCAGUUUCUCUUUGACUAUGAGGUGGAGGAACUGCCUGCGGGACUGCUCGCUCCAGUCUUCUCUCUAUUUGUGCCUUUCUACCGGUUGAUCCCCAGGAUGCCGGUCACCCAGGUUCUGGGCCACAUCGACAUCACCAACAAGUCUCUGGUCUACAUAGUAGGCUUGCAGCUGUUGACCUCCGGUCACUUCAUGUGGCUCCUUGCACUCAGUGGACUGAUCUCAGGCGGACUCUACCACUCCAAUGUUCUCUGGUUGCAGAAGGUCCUCUUUGUACCUGCCUGGGUGUCUUGCAUUGGGCGUUAUACUCUUGAGCCAGUCUUCUCAAGCUCCCAACCGAGUAGUGAGACGCCCCUGGGGAUGGGAGCCACUUUGGACAUCCAGAGGCAGCAAAGGAUGGACAUACUCGAUCAGCAGCUGCUGCUGGCCCAAUACAAUGAGUCCACGAGGAACACUAGACAACAGCCCCGGUCUGGGUUGUUACAGUGGACCAGGUAUUUCCCUUCCCUCAGACAAAGAGGACAAAACCGACCCCCCAUGCAGGCCCGCCCCCAGGCUCAGCCACAGCCAUCCACACACUCCCCUCUAUUGGACAACUCUCCUGUUGCAGAGGAGCAGGUUGCACUGUUGGUGGAAAUGGGCUUUUCUAGGAUUGAUGCCCUCGAGGCCCUCAGAGCUUCAAACAACGACAUCAACAUGGCAACCAACUUCCUCUUGCAACACUGAGAGACAGUUCAGUGAGAAUUAACAGAGGUGAAUGAGCACAGAGACAGAAAAAAACAGGAGUAACAACAAACAAAAUGGAUAGAAAAUGAAGGACAGUUAAUGAUGGAGAAUUUGUACAGAUAAUGUGAAGUCUGUGUCACUGCUUGCUGAAGCAGUUGUCAGGCUGCCUCAACCUGAACUGAGCCCGAUAGCAGGCUGAUUAAUGAAGAGGUGUGAAGCACAAAGUGGAAGACAUUUGCGUCAUAGCUUUCUGAUGGCCGUCAUGGUGUGAAACGCGUCGUGACAUAGACCUCUAACUCCAAUAUACAGAAACCAAACGGUGGAGGAGGUGGUGCAGUGGAGGAAAUAUAAAGUGGGUUGUUUCUUUUAAAACGGAACUGAUGCUGAAGCACACACAUCAGCUAAGAUCCGACCCACCUACUCCACAGGGGAACCAACUUAUAGCUGUA
Etheostoma spectabile (orangethroat darter) is the source of this 1704-nucleotide messenger RNA. It is a transcript of the gene ubac2, whose product is annotated as UBA domain containing 2. Lineage: Eukaryota; Metazoa; Chordata; Actinopteri; Perciformes; Percidae. Gene Ontology annotation, molecular function: serine-type endopeptidase activity; protein binding. The transcript has 10 exons. The coding region runs from base 194 to 1255 and encodes 353 amino acids. The record is from RefSeq and is a predicted model, not a curated record.